Messenger RNA from Moneuplotes crassus, 1365 nucleotides. The record is from the annotation of a GenBank genome assembly. NCBI's taxonomy places the organism in Eukaryota, Ciliophora, Spirotrichea, Euplotida, Euplotidae.
CUUAUGUUAAAGAAGUUGAUAUUCAACAGAACUUUCACAGAAUGAGAGUCUGAAAAAGAAGAAACUAAGGAACCUCAGAAAAAUGAAAAAGUGCUCAUAAUUGGAAGUGGCAUGUUGGGUAUCACUUCAGCUUACUUUUUAUCGAAAAGAGGAUGUGAGGUCACUGUGAUUGAUAAAGAUAACCCUAUUAGAGGAGCUACUGAACAAAAUGGAAACACUGUCACUUUUAUUCCAUAUCCAGCUUGGACCACAAUGAAUGUAAAGCAAGUAAUCAAGGAUACUCUUACUUUCAGUUCUACCCCUCUGUGUUAUUUCAGGCUUUCUCUACUUCUUGACAGCCAUUUCAGAUUUUGGGUUAGGAAAUAUUUUAAAAACAGGAACAGUGAAAGUGUGAAGCAAUCGAAUGCUGCUUUAGCAAGGCUCACUAAGUUCAGUAUUUCAUUGUUCGACAAAUUUAUCGAUGACUGUACUGAAAAUAAUCCAGAUCUGGUAGAAUACCACUUUGAAACACUUCAUGCAAUCUAUAAUGGGUUAAGUGAAAAAGAAAUCCAAGAGAAGAGAGAACUAGUAGAAUACAUGAACAAGUUUGAGGAAGGGACCAAGCUAGUCUCUCCAGAAAGAUAUGAUGCUAGUUUUGCUUACAACAUCCCGCUCAGAUGUUUUAAUACUGGAAGAUUUGUGAAUUACAUGAGAACUAGACUCUCAGAGAAGCACGGUGUUCACUUUUUGGACGGAGAAAUUAAGGCAGUAACCUGCUCAGAUUCCCAAAUCAAGUCAUUAGAGUACUCUGACUCUAACUUAGAGACCAAGACUCUUGAAGGCUUUGAUAAAUACGUAGUCUGUGCUGGAAUUGAGUCUGUAAAUAUUGGAAAAAUGGUGGGAUUGAAGGUUCCGCUCAUGGGCUUCAAAGGUUACAGUCUCAAUGUCUUUGUUGAAGAUAAAGAAAUCCCAGAGUUCAGCUCCAUUCGUAUGCCAGAAACAAUCUGCAUUUCGAGAGUUGGAUAUAACACAGGUGGGAUGGUCAGAGUCACGGGAUUUGCUGAUAUUGAUGGUAAUAAUAUCGACCCAGUCCCUUGGAGAAAAGAUAUGCUCAUCGAAAUGGCUAAAAAAUUUGUGGGUGAAGACGCUUAUGAUGAAUCCAAAGCUAGUCAUUGGGUCGGCUUAAGACCUCUAUGUGCAGAUGAUGUACCUCUUAUUGGAAAAUCUUCUAAAUUUAAUAACCUGUUCUGGAACACAGGACAUGGUCCUAGAGGAAUUACUCAAUCAGUUGGAUCAGCUCUCCUUCUUGACUCUCUUAUAUCUGGCCAUGAAAUUCCAAAGGAUUUAGUUGCUGAGGACUACAAUCCUAAAAGAUUUGACAUCUAG